Cannabis sativa is the source of this 390-nucleotide messenger RNA. RefSeq lists its product as uncharacterized. The record is from RefSeq and is a predicted model, not a curated record. NCBI's taxonomy places the organism in Eukaryota, Viridiplantae, Streptophyta, Magnoliopsida, Rosales, Cannabaceae. The transcript has a single exon. The coding region runs from base 1 to 390 and encodes 129 amino acids.
AUGGCAGCUUAUAUCGAGAACUCAGACCCUAGCGAUCACGUGUCUCGGUUCAACCGUGUAAUGACGGUCAUCAGAGUCAGCAAUGACACCAAAUGUUUAUGCUUCCCGUUAACGUUGAGUGGGUCCGCGGAGGAAUGGUUCAAGAAGUUGGAACCAGGAUCAGUGAACUGUUGGAACAAGCUGCAAGUUAGUUUUCGGAGACAGUUUGUCGCCACGACAAAGGUUAUUCUUGAGGUCAGUGCCCUGACUAACAUUAAGAAACUACCCACAGAAACAUUGAAAAAUUUCAUAAAGAGGUUUAAGGAAGAAGCCUCAAAGACUAAGAAAGUUGAUGACGGACAACAACUUGCACUUCUUCAAGCAGGGAUCCAUACGGGGACUCCAUUCUAG